UUCGGUCGGGACUGUGAAACCGAAACUAGCGCUCCGAAUCCUCCUGGCGGCCGGUCCGAAAACUAACCGCAGCCGGACCAAGCAGGAUUGUUGUGCCGGAACUUCGACAUGACUCAAAAUAUUUAAUAAUGAAGGUAGAUAAGUCCUAAAUUCUCAAGACAGUAAAAGACUAGCAGCCAUGGGUGACGUUCAAGACAUUUUGGGGCUUGAACGGCCCCCAACGCCGGAGUUGACGAAAGAGGCUAUUUUAGGGUCAUCUGAUAAACUGAAGAAAAAGCAAAUGCAAAUGUCAACUCCCAAAGUAUCCAAACGGCCUGAAGGAAUGCCCAGAGAAGUGUUUGCCCUUUUGUGCAAUGACAGCAAAGGUGUUCCUCCAGUUUUUCCUACUGAUACAGGUCAAGGCUAUAAGCAAACAAAGGCAAAGCUUGGGAUGCGUAAAGUUCGUCCAUGGAAGUGGAUGCCUUUCACCAAUCCAGGGAGAACUGAUGGGGCUGUCUUUCAUCACUGGCGUAGGGUUGCUGAUGAAGGAAAAGAGUAUCCUUUUGCCAAGUUUAAUAAGAAAGUACCUGUACCAUCAUAUACUGAUGAUGAAUACAAUCAGCAUCUUCAAACAACAGGAUGGACCAAGGAAGAAACCAAUCAUUUGAUUGAUUUAGCCAAACGGUUUGACCUUAGAUUUAUUGUUAUGAAGGAUAGAUUUGAUAAGGAGAAAUUCACUGAUAGAUCAGUGGAGGAACUAAAGGAACGAUUCUAUACAAUACAAACUACCCUAACCAAAGUUCGGAGCACAUCCCCACCAGAAGGAAAACCAUAUGUAUUUGAUGCAGACCAUGAAAGGCGUAGAAAAGAACAACUGAAAAGGAUUUAUGAAAGAACUCAAAAACAGAUUGAGGAAGAACAGUCUCUGGUCACUGAGUAUCGUAGGAUUGAAGCACGGAAAAAAGAAAGGGAUAAGAAGACUCAAGACUUACAAAAGCUUAUUACAGCAGCAGACAGCCAAUCUGAAAAUAGACGAAUUGAGAAGAAGCUUCCCAAGAAAAAGCUUCAGCAGCAACUUACACGGCCUCGUGUUGACACUGUGGCUGUAGAGAGCACUGGCAUCAAAUUCCCAGAUAUGAAAGGCAGUGGUGUGUCUGUAAGAUCUCAAAGAAUGAAGAUGCCAGCCAAUGUUGGUCAGAAGAAAAUUAAAGGUGUAGAACAAUUGCUUCAAGAAUUGGGAGUUGAAUUAAACCCUAUGCCUACAGAAGAAAUUUGUACCCACUUUAAUGAAUUAAGGAGUGAUAUGGUUUUGCUUCAUGAACUGAAAGCAGCAUUUAGCACAUGUGAAUUUGAACUUCAAACCCUACGUCACCAGUAUGAAGCACUUUGCCCUGGCAAGACUUUGGACAUUCCGGUUCUAUCUGAAAGUCAGACUGUAUCAUCUAGUGAAAAUGAUGGCGGAAAGCAAAAGAUAAACCUUGAAAUUAUUGAUGUUGUUGGUUCACCUGGUACUCCCAAUAGUAGUACUCACUUGAACUAACAAUUUUUGUUGUCAAGGAUCACGUAAUGCUAUAUGUAUUAAGACUCAACUUUUAAUAAUAAUCUAUGUGUAUAUCUA
Frankliniella occidentalis (western flower thrips) is the source of this 1597-nucleotide messenger RNA. RefSeq names its product DNA methyltransferase 1-associated protein 1 (gene DMAP1). The record is from RefSeq and is a predicted model, not a curated record. Gene Ontology annotation, biological process: DNA repair; chromatin remodeling; negative regulation of transcription by RNA polymerase II. Gene Ontology annotation, cellular component: nucleus; NuA4 histone acetyltransferase complex; Swr1 complex. Gene Ontology annotation, molecular function: transcription corepressor activity. NCBI's taxonomy places the organism in Eukaryota, Metazoa, Arthropoda, Insecta, Thysanoptera, Thripidae. The transcript is spliced from 9 exons. Bases 179 to 1519 code for a protein of 446 amino acids.